CAAAUAUAGGUAUUUAUUUGAACUGAAGGAAGAUGAUGAUGCUUGUAAAAAAGCCCAGCAGACAGGAGCAUUUUACCUCUUCCAUAGCCUGGCGCCUUUACUUCGGACAGCAGAACAUCAAUACCUGGUCCCCCGGCUUAGCCUAUUAGGUGAAGAUUCUGAGGAUGAUUCUGACUUUGAUGAGAAUGAAGAUGUCACUAUGACAAAAGAGUUGGAAAGUCUCCUGGGUAAGUUUGGACAGGAUGCACAAGUAAUAGAAGAUUCUGUGCUGAUUGGAUGUUCUGAUCAGCAUGAAGCUUGGUUUGCUCUGGACCUCGGUCUGAAUAGCUCAUCUUCCAUGUAUGCCUCCAUACCAAAACCUGAAAUGGAGACUGAGCUCAGAGGGUCUUUUGUUGAACUGAGGAAGGCUUUAUUUAAGCUGAAUUCAAUGGAUUCCUCCUUGCUAUUCACGGCUCAGGCUCUUCUCCGUUGGCAUGACAAUCAUCAGUUCUGCAGCAGAAGUGGGCAGCCCACUAAGAAGAAUAUGGCCGGCAGCAAGCGUGUGUGCCCUUCUAAUAAGAUCAUCUAUUAUCCACAGAUGGCUCCUGUGGUGAUCAUUCUUGUGUCAGAUGGGUCUCGAUGUCUGCUUGCUCGCCAGAGUUCCUUUCCCAAGGGAUUAUAUUCUGCCCUGGCAGGUUUUUGUGAUAUAGGUGAGUGUAUAGAAGAUGCUAUCCGUCGCGAAGUUGCAGAAGAGGUGGGAUUGGAGUUGGAAAGCCUCCAGUACUCUGCAUCCCAGCACUGGCCCUUUCCUAAUAGCUCUCUCAUGAUUGCUUGUCAUGCAACUGUGAAACCAGGGCACACAGAAAUCCAGGUGAACUUGAGAGAACUGGAGGCAGCUGCCUGGUUCAGUCAUGAUGAGGUGGUCACAGCACUGAGGGGAGAGGGCCCCUAUAUUCAGCAACAGAACAAGACUUCCCCAUUCUCUUUGCCCCCUAAGUUAGCCAUUGCCCACCAACUGAUUAAGGAGUGGGUGGAAAAACAGGCCUGUUCUUCCCUACCUGCUUAGCCCAGAUCAGGAUGUCUAGAUUCUUCCUGGGUAUGGCUGAAGGGCACACCUUCAGAGGUCCUUUGUAAAGGAGAGAUAAAAAGCAGCAACAGGCCAAUCUCAUAAUUAGGCAGUGGUGAAGGUAAACUCAAGGAAAGAUACCUCUGUCAGCAAUGCCAGCAUAAGACAUUCCUAUGAACAUGCAGUAAGAAUGGCAGUAUAAGCCAUGUAUAGUAACAUGCACCUGUAGUCACAGCUACUUGGAAAGCUGGGUAUGAAGAGUGCUUGAGCCUAGGAGUUUGGGACCAACAUGGGCAACAUAGCAAGAACUUCCUCUUUAAGCAAAACAAAAUAAAACUAGAUGUGGUGGUACAUGCCUAUAAU
This is a messenger RNA of Dipodomys ordii (Ord's kangaroo rat), 1408 nucleotides long. It is a transcript of the gene Nudt13, whose product is annotated as nudix (nucleoside diphosphate linked moiety X)-type motif 13. NCBI's taxonomy places the organism in Eukaryota, Metazoa, Chordata, Mammalia, Rodentia, Heteromyidae. Gene Ontology annotation, molecular function: metal ion binding; hydrolase activity. The transcript is spliced from 8 exons. The record is from RefSeq and is a predicted model, not a curated record. Bases 200 to 1045 code for a protein of 281 amino acids.